AUGCAAAGAAAAAAGAAGUUUCAUGUCACGGGUGCUUUCUUUACAUUUCCGGCAGAGUUCAUAUACAAUAUUGAAAUACAAGAUUAUGUUGAUGCCUUCCUGGUGGUAUACGCCGUCGACGAUGGAUCGACCUACGAAUUUGCCCGGCGUGUUCUGUUGGAACUGUGCAAAUCUAUGGCCAACAACUCGAUCCCACCCGCAGGAUUCAUUUUAGCUGCAAACAAGUUCGAUCUCGUACGAAGACGCGAGGUGAACUCCGAGGAUGCCCGGCAAUUCGCAACCGCUCAUAACGCAAAAUUCCUCGAGAUCUCCGCAGCUCUGGGUCACAUGAUCCCAGAACUCCUGCUCACUGUCAUAACCCACCUUUGUGAACUGGAUGAAAGCAAGGCAGGGGCCCGGGGAGCUGAAAACCAUUCUCAACACCAUAAUACGUCCACAUCUUCCCCCUCUUCACCCCAUAAAGCCGUUGCUGCCAGACGCGAUCUGGCUAGUUCAACGAACGUCUCAUCAAAAUCAACGACAAGCGCUGCUACCGGCGCUAACAGUUGCAGUCCUGGAGUAGUCUAUGUUUCCAAAACGGCCAGCAAUAAGGGGAGUCUGGCAAAGUUUUUCAAGAGACAUUUUACAAGAUCAAGCACUGGCUUCGAUGGUAUAGAGUAA
This is a messenger RNA of Dibothriocephalus latus, 660 nucleotides long. NCBI's taxonomy places the organism in Eukaryota, Metazoa, Platyhelminthes, Cestoda, Diphyllobothriidea, Diphyllobothriidae. The record is from the annotation of a GenBank genome assembly.